Messenger RNA from Zingiber officinale, 1194 nucleotides. RefSeq names its product protein WEAK CHLOROPLAST MOVEMENT UNDER BLUE LIGHT 1-like. Lineage: Eukaryota; Viridiplantae; Streptophyta; Magnoliopsida; Zingiberales; Zingiberaceae. The coding region runs from base 1 to 1194 and encodes 397 amino acids. The transcript has 2 exons. The record is from RefSeq and is a predicted model, not a curated record.
AUGAUUAUUGCAGCAUUGGCACUGGAUAUAGAAAAAUUGGUGUGGCACAAUUUGCUGAAGCAUGCGGAAGAAGAAUUACAGCAGGUUCACGAGCAAAUGCUGUUGACAAAUGACGUGAAGUCAGAAUUAUGCAGCGCUUCUGCACUUAUAGUGAAUCUAAAGGCUGAGCUAGCUUCAUUGGAUCAUGCUACAAGUGAGCUUGAGGAACCGAGAAGCCACAUUGAGAAAUCUAGAGAAGGUGUGUGCAGCUUGCAGAUUCAACUCUCCACACUUGAAUGCCAAUUGGAGAGGGAAAAGGCAGCCUUGAGCACUUUGAGAGAGAGGGAAGGCUCUGUAUCUGUGUCUAUCUCAUCCCUUGAAGCCCAACUCAACAGUGUGAACUUUGAAUUGGAAUUAAUUCAAGAAAGGAAGGAAGUCACGAAGAAAAUGGCUGGUGACGAGCAAGCUAAACUACGAGAAGCAUCUAAAGAGGCAGAGCGUGUUAAACAAGUAGCUAACACCGCCUACGAGGAGCUAAGGAAGGCCAAAGAAGAUGCCACGCGAGCCAAGGCGGAAGCCACACCAAUGGAGCUGAGAUUGGUUGCUAUUGAUCUUGUCCGAAUGCUGAAUCAACGGAUGCUGAGCACGGAGUGCUCCUCGGAUGCUGACGUGGAUCUGAUCCCCUAUUCUUAUCGCCGGAUCACUACUCUUGAGAUUGAAACAGCAAAAGUAUCACUGGCGUUGGCUUGCUCAGAAGUCAAAUCCCUGCCAGGAAGUAGAGAGGAAUCCAGUGGAGUGACAUUGCCAUUUGAGGGGUGCAAUGCACUUAGCGAGAAGGCCAAGGAAGCAGAAGAACAAGCUAAGCGGAGAACCAUCUCUGCCAUUGAGCUCAUGGAAGCAGUGAAGCGGUCAGAGUCAAGAAGCUUAGAGAAACUGGAGAAGGCAAAGCAAACAUCGGAAGCAAAGAAGAAGGAACUCAGGGCCGCCAUGGAGAGGGUGGAGAAGUUCGAGGAAGAGAGGCUUCUCAUGGAGCAGGAGCUGCAGAAACCGACAGAGGAACAUGGAGGAGGUUUUGACGGUUUUCCAGUCCUCGAAGGCACCGGAGAGCCGCCCGGAAACUCUUUAUGUGAAACCCACGCUGAGAACUCCAAAGAAAGCCCCAGGGGACUUGUGGAGCGCGCCAUUUACGACGCGAAGGUUCAGUCGCACAAGUAG